Messenger RNA from Diorhabda sublineata, 1416 nucleotides. RefSeq names its product cleavage stimulation factor subunit 2 (gene CstF64). The coding region runs from base 105 to 1376 and encodes 423 amino acids. Gene Ontology annotation, molecular function: mRNA binding. The record is from RefSeq and is a predicted model, not a curated record. Gene Ontology annotation, cellular component: mRNA cleavage and polyadenylation specificity factor complex. NCBI's taxonomy places the organism in Eukaryota, Metazoa, Arthropoda, Insecta, Coleoptera, Chrysomelidae. Gene Ontology annotation, biological process: mRNA 3'-end processing. The transcript has 9 exons.
UGACAAUAAGUGACACAAACAGAAGCCGACUUGAUAAAUAAGGUUAAUUCCACUUCUAUAUAAACAUAAAUUUUGAAGUUAAAUAAAAAUUGAAAAUCGUCAAUAUGGACAAUCUAGAAGCAAAUAUUAUGGACAAGUCUAUGAGAUCGGUGUUUGUGGGUAAUAUACCAUAUGAGGCCACGGAAGAAAAAUUAAAAGAUAUCUUCGGUGAAGUAGGACAAGUAUUAUCUUUCAAGCUUGUAUUUGACCGUGAAACUGGAAAACCAAAAGGUUAUGGUUUCUGUGAAUAUAGAGAUCAAGAAACCGCCUUGAGUGCAAUGAGAAAUUUAAAUGGGUAUGAAAUUGGAGGUAGAAAUUUGAGAGUUGAUAAUGCUUGUACUGAAAAAUCUAGAAUGGAAAUGCAGAAUCUUCUUAAUCAGCCACCAGUAGAAAAUCCUUAUGGUGAGCCUAUACAAGCUGAAAAAGCUCCAGAAGCUAUAAGUAAGGCAGUAGCUUCUCUUCCUCCAGAACAAAUGUUUGAGCUAAUGAAACAGAUGAAAACUACUAUACAGAAUAAUCCAACAGAAGCAAGGCAAAUGUUGCUGCAGAACCCUCAGUUAGCUUAUGCUCUUCUUCAGGCUCAAGUUGUGAUGAAAAUUAUCGAUCCACAUACCGCUGCUAGUUUACUGCAUCCUGUUAAUCAAGUUCCCGCAACACUAAUGCCAGGUGAUAAAAAUGUUCCUGUUCAAGUACCAAUUAGUAAUCAAUAUAGAGAACCUCCAGUCCAGCCUCCUAGACAAGAUUACCAACCUGUACCAUCUACUCCAAUGUUACCAGCUCAAACUCCAGUAUUCACAGGACAGGAUGUUGAUUUAAGGUCUCUGAAUGCAGCACCAGAUCCAAGAAUGAGGCAAAUGAGUGAUCAAGAUAUGAGACAGAUGCCAGGUCCCAUUCAAAAUCCAUUGCCGCCAACAUUAGCUGAAAAUGUAGCAAAGGUGGGAGAUGCAAAAACUGAGGGCUUUAUAAGAGAUCCGAGGGCUGCAACUGGUUUUCCUGUUGAUCCAAGACAAGCACGGAUGGAUCCACGACAAAAAAAUAUUGUACCACCUACAAAUCAAGUUACAGUUUCUGCUCCUCUUACAAGACCGGUGGUUCCUCCUCAGCCUGCCGCAAUUGCUAGGCCUGUGGUUCCUGCUCCGAUUAUAGCAGCACCUACUUCAGCUCCAAAUACUAGUCCUGGGGCACAAAAUCCAGGAGCUUCUGACCAAGAAAAAGCCGCUCUCAUUAUGCAAGUGUUGCAGUUAUCUGAUGAACAAAUAGCAAUGCUGCCACCUGAACAGAGAAACAGUAUUUUGGUUUUAAAAGAACAAAUAGCUAAAAGUGCACAUACUCGUUAAUAUUAUUACAUUAUUUUCUAAUAUAUAACUUUUGUGUGUA